CAGAGAGGAGAGAGACGCUCGGCACUGAACGGGACUCCGCGUAAACAAACGCAGCCGACGGUAUCACUCCGCCGAGGAACGGGAUCCGUGUCUGGGCACCGCCGCAGGGAGCAGAGAAGAUUGAAGAAAUACCACAGAAGAAGAAGCAGCAGCAGACAACUAGCCAGGGAGGAGGAGGAGGAGAGAGGGGAUUUGAGUUUCUGUGUUGUGAAUGAGCACGUGUCCUCCGACAGUGUGACUGAGCAGAGAGGCGGAGCUUCGCUGUAUUUGGGGGCAGACCUUCGCGUCACACACCGAAGAUGGAGAGGAGGAGGAUGGACGCAGCACUGCUGGUGCUGUCCCUGGUUCACCUCGCCGCAACGCUGGAGGUCCCACUAGACCUGCCGCAGCCACCGACCAUAACUCACCAAUCCCCCAAGGAUUACAUCAUCGACCCGCGGGAGAACAUUAUGAUCCACUGCGAGGCGAAGGGCAAGCCUCACCCCAGUUUUUCUUGGACCAGAAAUGGGACCCACUUUGACAUCGACGAAGACCCCAACGUGACCAUGAAGGCCCACUCUGGCACCCUGGUGGUGGACAUCAGCAGAGCGAAGGCCGAGCAUUACGAGUGCGUGUACCAGUGCACAGCGAGGAACCAACAUGGAACUGCUGUUUCCAACAACAUAGUCGUACAACAGUCCAGGUCCCCCUUGUGGUCGAAGGAGAAAGUCAUGCCAAUCGUGGUUCAGGAGGGUGUUUCCCUGACGCUGCCGUGUCGACCCCCGGCUGGCCUGCCUCCUCCCAUCAUAUUCUGGAUGGACAAUUACUUCCAGAGGCUGCCGCAGAGCAGCAGGGUGUCCCAGUCCCUCAACGGAGACCUUUACUUCUCCAAUGUACUCCGAGAGGAUUCCAGGAACGACUACAUCUGCUACGCCCGCUUCCCGUACACACAAACCAUCCAGCAGAAACAACCCAUCUCCGUCAGGGUCCUCAACCUGGAUGCAAUCAAUGACACAAUGGCAGCUUUUUACAAUGACACUGAUUUAUUUAGUGAAGACCCAACAGAUGAGAGGAAGCCAGCCUUCCUCAUCCCAACUGGCCCCUCCAGCUCCAAGAUGGUGUUGAGAGGCCAGGUGCUGGAGAUGGAGUGUAUCGCCGAAGGACUGCCCACCCCUGAAGUAUCUUGGACCAAAGUGAGCGGCGACCUCCCGGCCAAGCGCACAUCUUUCCUGCACUACCAGAAGACCCUCUGCAUUGUGGACGUGUCCGAAUCAGACGCAGGAGAAUAUCGCUGCACCGCCAGGAACCGGCUGGGCUCGGUGCACCACACCAUCCGCGUCAUGGUCAAAGCUGCUCCAUAUUGGAUCAGCGGCGCCCCCAGGAACCUUGUCCUCUCUCCAGGAGAGAGCGGUGUGCUGACCUGCAGGGCCAGUGGCACGCCCAAGCCCUCCGUGUCCUGGGCCAUGAACGGCAUCCCCAUAGAGAAUUCCCCUACGGAUCUCAGCAGAAAGGUGGAGGACGACACCAUCAUCUUCAGUGAUGUGCAGAUCGGAUCCAGUGCCGUCUACCAGUGUAACGUCUCCAAUGAAUACGGUUACCUAUUGUCCAACGCAUUCGUCAACGUGCUCGCUGAGCCGCCCAGAGUGCUGACACCAGCCAACAAAGUUUACCAGAUCAUCAAAAAUCACCAGGCCCUGAUGGACUGCGCUUCCUUUGGGUCACCCAUCCCUAAAAUUACAUGGUUCAAAGACAGUCAGUCGAGUACCCUCGAUGGAGACCCUUACAUCCAGCAUGACAAUGGGACUUUGGAGAUCCACGUAGCUCAAGCUCACAAUAGUGGCAAAUACACAUGUGUGGCCAGAAACACCCUGGGUAUCUCCAAGAAUCACAUAUAUCUGGAGGUCAAAGAGCCCACCCGAAUCCUGAAGCAGCCGGAGUACAAAGUGGUCCAGAUGGGCCGGUCGGUGACGUUUGAGUGUAAGGUGAAAAACGACCCGUCGCUCACCCCCACCAUGAACUGGCUCAAAGACGACGGAGAGCUGCCCGAUGACGAGAGAUUUAUCGUAGACACUGACAGCCUCACCAUCACUGAUGUGACGGAGAACGAUGCGGGGGUGUACACCUGCAUCAUGAACACCACUCUGGACCAUGACUCAGCCAGCGCUGAGCUCACUGUUGUCGAGGCAACGACUCCAGCUGUUGUCUACGAGCGACCCGACGCCCCCACUGACCUGGAGCUGACAGACCAGAAGAAGAGGAGUGUUCAGCUCACUUGGACCCCUGGGGAUGAACACAACAGUCCUAUUCAGAAAUUUCUGAUCCAGUAUGAAGACUCGCUGCACCACAGAGGGCACUGGCAUAAUCUCACCGAGGUCCCCGGCACCCGGACGACAGCUCACCUCAAACUGUCGCCCUACAUCCACUACACCUUCAGAGUUCUGGCCCUCAACGCUGUGGAUUUCAGCCGCCCGAGCUUCCCCUCCAGAAUGGUUAAGACAGAACCUGCAGCUCCAGACGAGAACCCAACAGGUGUACAUGGAUUUGGAACAGAACAUGAUAAUCUUGUAAUCUCAUGGAAGCCGCUGACUGGCCUCCAGGCUAACGGUCCAGGGCUUCACUAUAGAGUGAUGUGGAGGCAGAAGGCGAUGGACAGCGAUUGGACCACAGUGACUGUGGCUAACAACUCCAAGUUUGUUGUGUCUGGAACGCCCACAUUUGUUCCUUACGAGCUAAAAGUUCAAGCAGUGAACGACUAUGGAGCCGGACCAGAGCCUGCUGUUGCCCACGGCUACUCCGGAGAGGACUUGCCGGUAGCAGCUCCAGAAAAUGUGCAGGCGGUGUUGCUAAACAGCACUCUGGCAGAGGUACACUGGGAUCCUGUGCCCACUAAAUUAAUACGAGGACAUCUCAAAGGAUACAAGGUGUACUACUGGAGAGAGCGCAGCCUCCACAAACACAACCCCCAUCUCAUGGAGAACCAGGUCCUGACCUUCACUGGGAACCACACCCACAGCAUGCUGCCUGGCCUUCACCCCUUCAGUCUCUACUCAUUCAAUGUCAGGGUUUAUAACGGCAAGGGGGAGGGUCCCCCCAGCCCCACCCAGAAGUUUGAGACACCCGAAGGAGUGCCGAGUGCUCCUACUUCCCUGGUGGUCACCAACCCCAACCUGGACGCUCUGACCCUUGAAUGGAGUCCUCCUCAUGACCGUAAUGGACGCAUCACCGGCUACACCCUCAAAUAUCAGCAAGUCAAUAACUCCAAUGAGCUGGGCCCAGUGGAGGAGCUGGCCCUGCCCGCCAAUAAGACCUCAGUCACUUUGCUCAACCUCAAGUACAGCACGCGCUACAGGUUUUAUUUGAAUGCGAAAACAGUCAGUGGAGCAGGCCUGGCCAUUUCUCAGGAAGCUGUCACCAUCAUAGAUGAAGGAAACACGCAAACCCCUCAUCCCAUUGCACGGUCUCCUCCACCCGGUCCGCCCCAGGCGCCGCCUGUGAGUCCUUUCGGGAACGUUAGCUCCUCGUUUGGCGAGGACGGGACCCUGAUCAGUUGGGAAUACUGGGGCCCCGAGCAAAACUUUUAUGUAGAGUACAUAGUGAAAAACAAUGAAAGUGAAGAGGAGUGGCAGAAAGAGCCUGUGAACGGCACUCAGAAUGUUAUGCUGAAGGGCUUAAAGGGGGGCCUCUCCUAUAGGGUGCGUUUGGUGGCCAAAGAUCACCACAACCAGCCGCUCCACCACUCUAAGGAGCUGUUGGUCUCGGUCCCAGCUGUGGCGAGCAGACAGGUGGACAUCGCCACUCAGGGAUGGUUCAUUGGCCUCAUGUGUGCCAUCGCUCUGCUCAUCCUGAUCCUCCUCAUUAUCUGCUUCAUCCAGAGGAAUAAGGGAGGAAAGUACCCUGUCAAAGAGAAGGAGGAUGCACACACAGACCCAGAGUUCCAGCCAAUGAAAGACGAUGACUGUACUUUUGGGGAAUACAGUGACAAUGAGGACCAUAAACCGUUAAAAGGGAGCCGCACGCCGUCUAAUGGGACAGUUAAGAGAGACGACAGUGACGACAGUUUAGUUGACUACGGGGAAGGAGGAGACGGACAGUUCAACGAGGAUGGCUCGUUUAUCGGCCAGUAUAGUGGGAAGAGUGCCAGCAGGGAGACUGCUGAGGGCCACGAGAGCUCCGAGGCCCCGUCCCCUAUUAAUGCCAUGAACUCCUUGAACUCAUUUGUGUAGCCAAUCAGACCUCACAGACCGGUUUGAGAGGCUACACGGACCGCUCAAUCCCCCACAUCUCUCUUUAAAGGGCUGUUCCAACACUGCAUGGCUUUAUGAUCACAUCUCCAUCCCCAGUGUCGCACAUGAACAAACACACACAACUCAUCAAAGACAUUUUGGUUUUCCGCUCUGAAGUCUUUAUGGAGACCUGUGGCUCAUUAUACCUUAUGCAGCAUUUAGGAAUGAAGAAGCUCAACCAGGCAUUUGAUUUUUAACAGUGCAUGCAUUGAAAACACCUGAUAUGACCCAAAUCCAUAUUUAAAUUAACACUUUGAUAUUAACAAGUGAAGUGUUCUUACAGGAAACUUCUUAUGGACUAUGCAGUGCUCGUCUCAGCUAUAUUUUGAUUUUGUUUUUGGUUAUUAUAUUAUCUACUAUGUUCAAAUAGUAAUCAGUGUCUAAAGUAUAUGACUAUUACUCAAUGUUUUUUUUUUCAACACAGAAGCUUGGACUGGAAUCUGUUUUUAAUUAUGUAAUUCCAUAAUGUAAUCCCAUCAGUGCACAAGGCAGAUGUACAGUGUAUAUGUAUAUGUAUAUAUAUAAAGUGAACGAUUUGUAAACUGAAUAUUGGGAGCAGUGCACAAAGCAUGCUUGAGAUCUCUGCAUUGAUACGUCCUCAUCUGUCACCACUCUGUUGAAUGAUCCAUCUGCACCUAUGAAGGAGGAAGCUGAAAUGCUGCAUGGCGUGUCACGUGACCUCGUGACCCCCGCAUGUAACCUCUUCUUAUUGAGCUUGAUCUGAAGGCCGAUGGGUCCCUGAAUCCCUGAAGUGCUCCUUCAGCAGGUAGUGCCUUUUUCUCUUCAAAGCAAUCUACGAUUCAAUUAUGAAGUCUCUUCCCAGAAUUCAGUGACUGGAACAGAGACAGUAGUAGGAGUGUGGAAGUCACAUCCAAGAAAGGAUAAGAUAAGCUUGAGAAGAGGACUCUGUGGAGGGAGGAGUAAUUCAUAUACUGUUAUCUUUUUCUGUAAAGAUGUCCCGAUGCCUUGAGACACAGGGCUGGCUUUGAUUCCUCCAAGAAGCUAAGCGCACCUAAAUUGGAUCAGACUAAAACAUCAUUAAAACCACAUCCGGUGCAUUUUCAAAAGUCUGCAGUCAUUAUGUACAGAACCUGAUUGUAUUUCUGCAGUGUAUGAAUGUAUGGAUGUCUGAGUGUGUAGGUGUGCGUGUGCGUGAAAUACUACACAUUAUUCAAUUCCUUUUAGGCAAAAGUUAUUCACUUGUACUAACUACACUUGUGGGCCUUUGGACGGGAUCAAGAUUUAUUUUCUCUUAACUUGCAUCAAGUUUUUUCUUUUUAAUGACGUGUAGAAUAUUUGUUGAAUUUGUAAAUACGUUAAUUGAUUGUACAGGGACAAGCAGCGUUUAAGGCAGCCUAAGAGGCAGAAUUGUGCAUGAUAUGGUUUAACUUGUUGAUAGGGCUGUAUUAAAUAUAGAGUACUUGUAGAGAAUAUAUAUAUCUUUUUUUUUUUUUUUUGCUGUGCACAGUGUACAUUGUAUUGUAACUAACUGGACAGAAAAAUUGCAUAUAAAUUUGAAUUUUGAUUGUUUUCUGAUUUGCUUGUCAGCGAGUUAUAUGACUUUGAUAUUGUACAACAUGUAGUAUUUAGCAACAAUAUUAAUUGAUGCACAGAAUUAUAUUACUCUGAUUUGUAUUGGUUCUACGCAGUCCCACUAUACUGCCAAAACGAUGCUUUUUUUCUGACAGUAUUGCAAAUGGUUUUGUAUUUAAGAAACAGAUUUGUACUAACAGAUGCUUUUCUUUGUCUCUAUUUAAGUUUCUCCUUUUAGUGCAAGUAUGAAAUUCAAGCUA
Anoplopoma fimbria (sablefish) is the source of this 6055-nucleotide messenger RNA. Its product is annotated as neuronal cell adhesion molecule-like. The transcript has 31 exons. The record is from RefSeq and is a predicted model, not a curated record. Gene Ontology annotation, molecular function: cell-cell adhesion mediator activity. Gene Ontology annotation, cellular component: plasma membrane; axon. NCBI's taxonomy places the organism in Eukaryota, Metazoa, Chordata, Actinopteri, Perciformes, Anoplopomatidae. Bases 300 to 4202 code for a protein of 1300 amino acids. Gene Ontology annotation, biological process: cell-cell adhesion; axon guidance; brain development.